AUGUGGGGAUGCAGCCAUCCAACACCACCUGCCCACGGGAGCAACGUGGCCAAACUGGUCCCGCGGGGAUCCAGGACCCGAGUCACAGGGGACGUGGUCAUCCCGGGGGGCUCCCACCCGGCCCUCGCCACCCCCCCUCAGGGUCCCGGUGUACGGCAUUCACCGUGCCCCGUUUUUGGUGACCAGUGCAUUUCCCACGGGCACCCAGUGGGUGCUGGGCCACCCCACGCCAGUCUGCUGGGCCCCAAAAGCCCCCGCUGCACCAACACCCGCCCGGUCCCGGCCCCCACAGCAGCGGGGCGACGUCCCCCGGGAUCUCAGCGACUUUCCCGGGGAACUUCCAGCUGGAAACCCCCCGCCCCGGGGGGGAGCCCCGGGAGCGGGGAUCGGACCAUCCCCGGUAGGGCCCGGGAAGGGUCCCCGAACGUCACCGGGGCCCUCAAACCGGCCCCGAGCCCCGCUCUCGCCCUUCCCGGUACGGUUGUACAGCUCCGGUGCACCGACCCCCCCUCGCCCCCCCCGUACCGCACCGGCUACCGCCAGUGCUCCCGGUACACGGCCCCCGGGGGCCAUCACCCCCUUCCCCGGUGCACCGACCGUCCCGUUGCGGUGAGCCCCGUGGGCCGGGCCCGCGCCGCCUUUCCCGUGCUGUGCCGUGCCCGGCGGGGAGCGGAGCGAACAGACCGGACCGGGGCGGCCGCCACCGGGCGCCGCCGCCCCGAUGUCCGGCCUGUUUACACCGGGGCGGCGCGUACCACAGCGGCGGGGGGGGAGGAGGGGGUCGACCGCCACGCUGAGCCCCCCGCCGCGCUGAGACGCCCCGGGCGGCUCACGCUCCCCGGUUACCGGACGUGGCGUCGGGAUCCCGGUGUGGCUCCCACCUUUCCCCCCCCCUUCCCCCCCCCACCCGCCACUGUGGUUCGUCCCGCACCGCCGCGAUUGGCCGAGCGCUUAAAGGGGCAGGCAGGGCGCGCUUUUCCGCCCUCCGACGCGGCGGCGCGUGCCCCCUCGCCGGCGCGGCGUUCCGCGGGGGGGGCGGCGGCGGCGACGGCGGCGGCGGCGGCGGGCGCGCGGCCCCCCGGCCCCCCCCCCCCCCCCCGCAGCGGCGCCAUGGAGCCGGCGGACGGCGGCCGCCGUGGGACACAAAGGGCAGCGCGGCGGCGGCGGGUGGCAGCGCGGCGCGGCCCUAUGGCGGCGGCGGCAGCAGCAGCGGGGCCCGGCCCGGGUGGUGGUGGUGCUGGUCGCGGUCGCGGUCCUCCACGGUACAGCCUGUUGGCCGAAAUCGGGCGCGGGGCCUACGGCGUGGUGUACGAAGCGGUGUCGGGCCGUAGCGGCGCCCGGUUGGCGGUGAAACGGAUCCGUUGCGACGCCCCCGAGAACGUGGAGCUGGCGCUGGCGGAAUUCUGGGCCCUGACGAGCCUCCGGCGGCAGCACCCCAACGUGGUGCGCUUCGAGGAGUGCGUCCUGCAGCGGCACGGCCUGGGCCAGCGCAUGAGCCACGGCAACAAGCGCAGCCAGCUCUACCUGCGCCUCGUCGAGACCUCCCUCAAAGGUGAGAGGAUCCUGGGCUAUGCAGAAGAGCCUUGCUACCUGUGGUUCGUCAUGGAGUUCUGCGAAGGGGGAGACCUCAACCAAUAUGUGCUCUCACGAAGACCAGACCCGGCGACAAACAAGAGCUUCAUGCUGCAGUUGACCAGCGCCAUUGCCUUCCUACACAAGAAUCAUAUUGUCCACCGGGACCUGAAACCAGACAACAUCCUGAUAACUGAGAAGUCUGGCACCCCUGUUCUCAAGGUGGCUGACUUCGGGCUGAGUAAGGUCUGCGCUGGCCUGACUGCUCGGGGCAAGGAGGGUGGGCGUGAGAACAAAAAUGUGAAUGUGAACAAGUACUGGCUGUCUUCAGCUUGCGGCUCCGAUUUCUACAUGGCGCCCGAGGUUUGGGAGGGACACUACACCGCCAAGGCUGACAUCUUUGCCCUCGGCAUCAUCAUCUGGGCCAUGAUUGAGAGGAUAACUUUCAUCGACGCGGAGACCAAGAAGGAGCUGCUGGGGACCUACAUCAAGCAGGGGACCGAGAUUGUGCCCGUUGGGGAAGCGCUGCUAGAAAACCCAAAGAUGGAGCUGCACAUCCCUCAGAAACGCAGGACUUCCAUGUCUGAGGGGAUCAAGCAGCUCUUGAAAGACAUGUUGGCUGCUAACCCACAGGAUCGACCUGAUGCCUUUGAGCUUGAAACCAGAAUGGACCAGGUUACAUGUGCUGCUUAAAUUCAGGGCAGGGCACUGCUGUGCUUUGCAGCUGGGUUAAUUUACCAGGGACCCAAAAUCUCCAUUAUUUACGUGCAACGAGGGAAGUCAAAGAUAUAAGGGAAGAUGAUGAUACAGAAGAUCCCUGGUCUGCAGGAUCUCUGGCAAUGUGAAAUCUUUGGGUGUUACUUUUUGUUGGGAAGAGGUGUUCUGGGGGUGUGGGAGAGGUCUGCAGGGGCCUGUAGAAGAGCACAAGCUGGCAACUAUCACGCUCGUGAGACUUUUAAACAAGAUCCAGACAGUAGAUCCCCUGCCCAGCCCUCCCCAUGUCUCCUGUGCUGCCAUUGACUCAGUAGAUGUUUCUAGGGAAGAUCUGGUUCCAUAAGGAGGUGGGAAUUGGCAGUCCGGCAGCGAGGUGUGCUGCCAGGCACCAGCUCUGAGUCCUACUGGGCACAACUCUGGGCUUAAAGCUAUUGCUUUCACCUAGGGGAAACAGGAG
Messenger RNA from Harpia harpyja (harpy eagle), 2743 nucleotides. RefSeq names its product serine/threonine kinase 35 (gene STK35). Bases 1 to 2265 code for a protein of 754 amino acids. The record is from RefSeq and is a predicted model, not a curated record. Gene Ontology annotation, cellular component: cytoplasm; autophagosome. NCBI's taxonomy places the organism in Eukaryota, Metazoa, Chordata, Aves, Accipitriformes, Accipitridae. The transcript has 5 exons. Gene Ontology annotation, biological process: positive regulation of autophagy; peptidyl-serine phosphorylation; axon extension. Gene Ontology annotation, molecular function: ATP binding; protein serine/threonine kinase activity.